AUGUCUAACAAAGCUGUCUACAUCACUGACCACUCCCCCUCCGUUCUCCAAACCCACAGCUGGCGCACCGCCUCCAACUCUGCCGCCUACCUCGUCCCCUACAUCAAACCGAGCAUGAAAAUCCUUGAUAUAGGCUGCGGCCCGGGCAGCAUCAGCAUCGACUUUGCGCGGCUCGUCCCCCAAGGCCACGUCACGGGGAUCGAGUACGUUGCCGACCCGCUAGACGCAGCCCGAUCCCUCGCCUCCACACAUGGAAUCACGAACAUCGACUUUUGCGUCGGCGACAUCCACUCACUUGACUUUCCGGACGACACCUUCGACAUCGUCCAUGUUCACCAGGUGUUACAGCACAUCGCGGACCCAGUGCGUGCACUACGGGAAAUGCGCCGGGUUGCGAAGAGUGACGGUGGGAUUGUUGCGGCAAGGGAGUCGGCAUCGAUGACAUGGUACCCUGACAACGCGGGAAUCGCCGGAUGGAAAGAGGUUACAGGUCGUAUGUGUAAAGCGAAGGGGGGCAAUCCGCAUCCCGGCCGGUAUAUCCAUGUUUGGGCAGAGGAAGCCGGGUUUCAAAGGACAAGAAUCAAGAAAAGUGCUGGGGCAUGGUGCUUUAGUAGUCCUGAGGAAAGGGAAUACUGGGGUGGAACAAUGGAAGCGAGGAUGAGAUCGAGUGGGUUUUCGAAGAUGGCUGUGGAGGAGGGAUAUGCGACGAAGGAGGAGUUGGAAACGAUCGCGAAUGGAUGGAGGGACUUUGUCAGGAACGAUCAAGCUUGGUUUGGGUUAUUCCAUGGGGAAAUUCUAUGCUGGAAAUAA
Aspergillus fischeri NRRL 181 is the source of this 810-nucleotide messenger RNA. Its product is annotated as class I SAM-dependent methyltransferase. The record is from RefSeq and is a predicted model, not a curated record. Gene Ontology annotation, molecular function: methyltransferase activity. NCBI's taxonomy places the organism in Eukaryota, Fungi, Ascomycota, Eurotiomycetes, Eurotiales, Aspergillaceae. Bases 1 to 810 code for a protein of 269 amino acids. The transcript has a single exon.